UAUCACUUCCCUGCACUUGGAUGUACACAGACUAGACUUUUGCUCCAUGAAAUUAAUUUUCCCUGCUUAAGGUCAGUGUAGAUAGAAGAAAGGAAAAGCCCUUCAAAAUGUGCGACAGAGGAAAACUGCUUCUUGCUGCAAUUGUUUUCUACUACAAAGUGACUGCAGGGAGCGCAAAACUGGACAUGGCCCCAAAUGCUGUAGAUUACAUGUACAACGGAUGCCGUGAAGAGGCCAUGGAGAAUUUUAUCCAUUCAGGUCUCUUAAGACAAGAGCUAAACAACAGUAAGGAAUUCCAGAAAGCAUGGGAUGCAGAUACUCGUUGUUUAAAGCUGAUCCCUGGAGGAACAAAAGAACAUACCGCUGCACUGUUGGCAUAUGCUGAUUGGGAUGAAGAUGGAAAUACCUUUGACAAUGCAGUAGAGACACUGGGUGGAAAUGAAAACAUCUAUGAAAAACAAUUCCAUUUCAAGGCUCUUCACUUCCUGCUCAUGGAUUCAAUGUUGCUGCUGAGUACAAAGAAGUGCACGACUCUGUAUGCUGUCCAAGAAAAAGAAUACACAGCACAAAAGGGCUCGAAGGUGAGAUUUGGAAGGUUCGCCAAAGUUCACUCAAGUGUCAGUAAGCUAAUGGUCGAUUUACAUCGGCAAGUCCUCUUUAAUAUCACUUCUUGCUUCUUUGCUAACCUUGGAGACAACAUUUGCAGCCAAGACCAGAGUAUGACACUCAUAUCUCCAGCUGAAGUGUUCACUGUGGAGGCAGUAAAUGAAAAAACUGAGGAUGAUUCUGAAUUCACUGAGAUCGUUUUGAAACACUCAGAACUGGACAGCUCGCACAACUGUUACAGUCUGUCAGGGUCCCCAGCUGAUGUCUCCACCAAGUGGCUUGUGUUGAUGCUUGUGGCUUUAUCUCUUUUUUUCUUUAACUAUUGAGAACAAAUGGGACACAAAUAGCUGCUCAGAUUGCACUGAGUUACAGAAAAUGCUUUUUUUGUACUAUCGAACAAUAAACAUCUGUUUUGCUUCGAUGCAGCCAAAUAAGGUGUGGCAAACUUUUGUAGCCCGCUGAAAAAAUACGGUCAUAAGACUGUUGUUUAAUGGCUUCAAACACAUUUGCUUUAUGCUUAUCAGCAGAUAUAUACUGCAAGCUUAUAUUUCUGAGGAAAAUGUUCUUUUAUACUUUUUGGGGGCAUUUCAUAUGUUUGAGGGAAACAUGAUGGAAACUUUUCAUUUGUCUUUAAUACAAGGUCAAAUAAUUAAUAGUUGUUUCCUCUCAUGAUAAUUAAAACAAUCAAAACCAUGAGGAAGAUUGAUAUUGAAUUCAGACAUUACCCUUGUGUUACACCAUUUUACAUUUCUCAGAAUUACAGCAUGCGCUAUGAUGACAAUAUUGUAGUGCAAAUUGGCAUCAAUAGAAGUAGACGCAUACAUAAGAUCCUAUAUUGUCGAGUGAAGAAUGGACUGUUUAAUCUGUAAAUGGCAUGCAUAAGUUUAUUUAACUUGUCUUCUCAAGUUUAGUGAAUUUAACAUAACUGUUUUUACAUUUUACAGUUAAUCUAUAUGAUAAUACAACAAUUACAUGUAAAUUCACAAUAAAAGGCUAUAUAUAAUUUGUGUCUGUGUUUGACUCUGCACCAAAACAUCAGAAUAUGAUAUUGUACAUACUUAUCAUAUGCAACAAAAAAUGAAUACUUACAGUAAACAGCAACUAUGUUAGUACUCUACGAACAGUCACAAACAAGUUUUUUUUAAAUGCAAAAUGCUUUUUUCAAACUAACAGAAAUUACAACAGCAAGCACUUGUGAACGUACACUCAACCAGGAUCACUUAAUAUCAGGGUCACUAUAAUAGAUUUAAGGGCAUUAACGCUGGAAGAGCAGCAGUAAUACUGAUGCUGCAGUUAUAGUUGACGAAAUUCACUGAGUAAUGGUCUGAUGUUAUUAAAUAUAUGUAUAACAUGAGUACACAAAAUGUCAAAAGCAGACGAAAGUAUAUGAUGAUGAUGAUGAUGAUGACAAAGUAUCUGGGAUAACAAUAUCCUUGGAAAGUUAUACUCAAACUGAAAAUACAUGUGUCAUGUUUUUGUGUUGAUUGGGUUAACCUUAAUUACCUCCAUGAUCUUACUGCAUAUCACAGCCACUGCUGUAGCUGUUGAUAAACGGGCCAAGUCAUCAGGGAGGCACGACUCAGUUUGAAAACCUCUGGUGUAGAUUGAAAAAAAAUCAACAAUAUUUCCAGAUUUCUAAACGUUCACCACAACUAUCAGUUAAUUAACAUUAUCAGACCUAUAAGUAAAGAAAAAAUCUGAAUUUCUGAGCUCAAAUGAAUAUGUCAAAUACAGCAAGUUAGCUGGAUUGCGUCCAGUGGAGACAACUAACUGUCUUUAUUAUGGGCCUCAGAGUUGGGUCUUAACCUGUGUCCAUGGGAACAAGUGCUCUUGUCUUUGCUGAGGAUGCUGGUGUCGACCCGAGAUAGGGUGCACAUGCUGCUCUGGCGACCCGGUCGAA
Anarrhichthys ocellatus (wolf-eel) is the source of this 2506-nucleotide messenger RNA. Its product is annotated as ecto-ADP-ribosyltransferase 4. Bases 108 to 932 code for a protein of 274 amino acids. Gene Ontology annotation, molecular function: NAD+-protein-arginine ADP-ribosyltransferase activity; NAD+ poly-ADP-ribosyltransferase activity. The transcript is spliced from 4 exons. The record is from RefSeq and is a predicted model, not a curated record. NCBI's taxonomy places the organism in Eukaryota, Metazoa, Chordata, Actinopteri, Perciformes, Anarhichadidae.